This is a messenger RNA of Colletotrichum truncatum, 693 nucleotides long. Its product is annotated as PAP2 domain protein. Gene Ontology annotation, biological process: protein N-linked glycosylation; lipid biosynthetic process. Gene Ontology annotation, molecular function: dolichyldiphosphatase activity. Gene Ontology annotation, cellular component: intracellular membrane-bounded organelle; endoplasmic reticulum membrane. The record is from RefSeq and is a predicted model, not a curated record. NCBI's taxonomy places the organism in Eukaryota, Fungi, Ascomycota, Sordariomycetes, Glomerellales, Glomerellaceae.
AUGGACGAAGACACGAGGCCUCUUGCCUCUCUUUCUCUCACCCACGUCUACUAUGACCCCGAAGACCCUCUUUCCUUCCUCUGCGCAUGGCUCGCUUUGCUCCCGCAAGCCCUCUGCAUCGUUUAUGUGACCCUGAUAUGGUCGACCCGCGAGAUCGAAAUCGCUCUCAUGUUCGCCGGCCAGCUCGGCUGCGAGGCCAUAAACUUUGGCCUCAAGCGCCUUAUCAAGGAGGAACGCCCCCGCCGCAUCCACGGCAAGGGAUACGGCAUGCCCAGCUCCCACGCUCAGUUUGUCGCGUUCUGGUCUGUAUUUCUCGCCCUGUUCCUGCUGGUCAGGCACCGACCAUCCCCUGCGCGGCAACAUCAUCGCCCUUACUCGCUCAUUGAGCGUGUCGUCGUCAGUGGCGCUGGUCUCUUCCUCGCAGCUGCGGUGGCGUGGAGCCGAGUUUACCUUAACUACCACACUGUGAAGCAGGUUCUGGUUGGGUGUUUGGCUGGUGCCAUAACUGCCGUCGGCUGGUUUGUGGUAACGGCUGUUGCUAGGGAGGUUGGCCUCUUGACCUGGGGCUUGCAGCUUCCAAUUGCUCGCCUGUUCAGAUUUAGGGAUCUUGUGGUAGAAGAGGAUCCUUGCCAGUCAGGGUGGGACAAAUGGGAAGAACGAAGGGUCGAGAUAGAGAAACACAAGAGCAAAUAA